CGCAGCUGAAUAACAAUGCCGGAACACAGUCCAGCGCCGACUCCACAUAGAGCAAUCUAUGGUUUUGCUUUUUAUAUACUUUUUACUGUGCUAUUCUUUGUUUAUGUGGCAUGGGCUUUUCUGCCCGUGGAACUGGGCCUACACUCCUAUUUACCGGACAAAUACUUUGCAGUAUUCGUACCGGUAUUGGUUAUGGUUUGUGCGUUCUUUGCCGUCAUCAUCUAUCCGGCCAUUAACCUUUCAUUGACUCCCGAUAUCGAUUCAAUUGCCUCGGUUGUGGAUCUUAAUCUGGUGCUGCCCAAAGGCGCGAAGUUCACCUCCUGGUCACAGUUACAAAGUAAACGCUCUGAAGCUACGCCGAAGCGGAAUCCAUCACCAGCAGAAAACCUGUGCAAUCUGUGCAAAACAGAGCACGUGGCAAAGACUCGCUCACCCAUAUCUCCACUUCGAUUUCUAGACUUACAAGAAGUAAACGCCACAUAUUACAACUAACAAAUUAGUUUUUAA
Molecule: messenger RNA, 507 nt
Organism: Drosophila hydei
Lineage: Eukaryota; Metazoa; Arthropoda; Insecta; Diptera; Drosophilidae
Gene: PIG-P
Product: phosphatidylinositol N-acetylglucosaminyltransferase subunit P
Exons: 1
Coding region: 16-492 (158 amino acids)
Source: RefSeq, a predicted model, not a curated record